GUGGUGCGUGCUGGGAGCGCGCGUACAGCACAUCUCGGCCAAUCGAGGCCUUGCAGCCUGACGGCUGCCCCACAACCCUGGCGCACGCGCUCCACAAGGUGGCGCCCCGCCUCUUUACAGAGCCGCCGCCCGCCGCUGCGGCGCGGGCGCCGAUCAACGGUGAGAGGAUGGCGGCAGGCGGCGGGGGCGGCCCCACACCGGAAGGGGCGGCGGAGGAUGCCCCAUUGGGACGAGGGGCUGACGAAGCAGCGGAGCUCGGGGCUGCGGGGGCGGCAGUGGCGGACCUCGGGCCGCUUGGUGCGGGGGCCGUUGGCAGUGCGGCGCCGGGUGGAGCCAGCGGCAGCGGCGGGGUCAGCGGUGGGGGCAGCAGCAGUAAAAAAGCAGCAGUUGGGGACUCAGACACCUUACCUAGCAGUAGCGGCGGCAUUGCAUCUGCGGCGGGUGCAUCUGAGGAGGGCAGCGGUGGCGUCGGUGCUGCUGCGGAAGCAAGUGGCGGCAGCGGCCGCCCGAGCAGCAGCGGCGGCGCGGCAGCGGCGCUGGCCGAAGCAGUUGCCGCUGCGCAGCGCGGGCCGCACGCAUCGCGCGGGAAGGCGCGUGCUUGGGCAGCGCAUGCGGCGCGGCGGAUCCGCGUGGUGGUUGGCGGCGUGCGGCCGCCACUGGAUGCGCCGAUCGCAUGGCUUCACGCGCGGCUGCAUGCGGGGGAUGCAUUUUUGUAUGUGGUAGUGCACGCAGAGUAA
Molecule: messenger RNA, 737 nt
Organism: Monoraphidium neglectum
Lineage: Eukaryota; Viridiplantae; Chlorophyta; Chlorophyceae; Sphaeropleales; Selenastraceae
Exons: 1
Biological process (GO): C-terminal protein lipidation; cellular response to nitrogen starvation; autophagy of mitochondrion
Cellular component (GO): phagophore assembly site membrane; cytoplasm; Atg12-Atg5-Atg16 complex
Source: RefSeq, a predicted model, not a curated record